Molecule: messenger RNA, 7147 nt
Organism: Amoebophrya sp. A120
Lineage: Eukaryota; Dinophyceae; Syndiniales; Amoebophryaceae
Source: the annotation of a GenBank genome assembly
AGAAGAGGGGCGUCUAAUGUAAGUACUGCUCGUCUUCUGGUAGCGGAUGCGGGGGCGUAAGGGUAAAGAACGCAAAUAACGAACCGAGCCCGAGGAGCGACGGGUCAGGUUGAAAGGAGAAGUAAGUCACAUAAUUACUCACCACUCUUGUCAAGAUGUCGAAGAGUUCGUUGCACUCACAGUCGUCACUGUCCUCGGUCGGCGGGGCUCUGAUGCGGACCGGGGGCACACCUCCCGGGGGAACUACAAGCACGGAGGAACAAUCAGCCGGGCCACGACGACUGAGCGGGCAGAGCAGCAGCAGCUCAUCGCGCAAAGCGCCGUUAGACAUGAACAAGUAUCCUGAGUAAAAACGUACCCACACCAGAGUCAGGAUGGGGAUUUUGCAACACAAACCUAGGAGUUUUGUGAGUCACGACGCAUGACAAGUUGCACUCUGCAGUGUAGUGCAGGUUAGCAAGUGCAGCCGCAUCACAGAUUCAUCUGCUCAUCCUGUUCACAGCAUCACAAAUUCCAAAACACAAUUGGAAAUGGCUCUCAUGGGGAUGCGCAUUACAAGUCUUCCUGUCUUUGCAAAUCUCCAUUACAACUCUGGUGUGGGUACGUUUUUACUCAGGAUAACAAGCCGAGAACUGCUACGCCCGCAUCCGCGUCUUCUAGUAGUGCAUUUCAGUCGAGACAGCAGCAGCAGCAGCAGAUGCAGAGUCACCAACAGCGGCAGAAUGGUCGUCCUCUAGUCGGCCCAACAACUACGUCAAGUUCUUCCUCCUCAGCCACCGCAGGAGCUGCACGACCGCAGGUGGUGAUUGAAAAUCGGGGCGGGAAACCUCGCGCAGUGUGGCAGUUUUUUCCCGAAGGAGCGAAUGAAGACGACGAUGAGGGCUCGGACGAGCAGGGCAGCUCGGACCCGCAGAAACGGGUCAAAGAAGCGGCUUUUGACCAGACCGUGCGGCUGCAGCGGGGGGAAGACCCGGAGCUGCGCCGGAUUCGGCAACUCACCACGAAACAAAAACACUUCUCGCCGACGCAGGACUUUAAGUAUAGAAUAAGAAUUGUUUUUGCAGGCCGCUAUGUCCGGUGUUGUAAUUCAGCACCGUCGCUCCUGUUUGUUCUGUCUUGCAUGUUGAACAAUACAUACAUAGGCCUGUGUUUGUAAAUACAUUGAUUACAAAAAUGGGUCGCCUCUAAUGGGUGCAAUGAAAAAGUGCUGACACUCACUGCUACUACACAGGUAUGGCGAGAGCGACUUCGAGCCGGAGUUCGACGAGCCGGGGCGAAACGACCAAGAAGUUGCAUAUGGCGCUCUCAACUGUUACAUUCUCAACUGUUUUACACGGAUUUGUCAUGCAAAAUUGCCAUCAGCCUCCACUUGAUCAAGGUGCUUAGCAUGACAAAUUUUCGAAGGACUAAAGCUAAACAGCAUGGCGAUCUGUGGAAAAUCUGUGAUGCGAAAGCUGCAAUAUUGCCACUUUCACUGUUGCUGCUCUUUGCAUUUGAAAUCCAUGUAGCAGUUGAGAGUGUAACGUUUGAGAACGCCAUAUUGCACCGGAGGAGCGUGUGGGUUUCUCUUUUGCGGCCCGCCGGAGUCCGGAGGAAUUAGCUUCGGUCAUCAACAAACGCGUGGAUAUUCUGUACUCGGAUCACAAGGUAUAAUACGGAUGGAGUUGGAGUAGACCACGGGAAGGGGCAACACAAACAUUCUCGUGGUCCUAAUUAAUGCGCUGACACUGGUCGUGAGCAUGACCAACAAGUUUUGCCUAGUUUCUUCUAAGCCAUUUGCGUGUGUUUCAUCAGGCAGGAAAUGAAAAUAAACUCUUGUUGUUCAGUGACAAAAAAUUAAUUUAGAUUCGCGCGAUGCGACGGGAAGCGCUGGUCAAGGAGAAGGAGCGGAUGGAGGAAGAAUUCUACAAAAUGCAGCAGCAGUUAAUGUCCGGCGCAACGAAAGCAGGGCGGAAGGAUAUCCUGGGCAAAAACGUCCCUAUACCCAUAAAAGUCAAGUUGGGAUCUCUGCAACGCAAAGCUGGCGGAAGUUUUGGAAAUAACGCAUGACAAGUUUCUCGCUGUUGCAUUGCAGUGCAGGUAAGCUGCAAGCAGAAGCACAGCCGCAUCACAAAAUCAUAUCCUGAGCCCCUGUUUGCGGUGUUACAAAUCCGUCAAAAUACCACGACUAGAAAUGGAAGCGCCUCUCUUGUUGGGGAUGCGCAUUGCAAAUGUUCGUCCAUGACCACAGCCAUGGGGUGGGGACGUUUUUACGCAGGAAAAAGGAGAUCAACAUCGAUGAGUUUCACGAAUACUGGAAAGAGCGCGUGCAGGAAUACCAGGAUACGCAGAUGAUACGACAGAAGCUGAAAGAGGUACUUCUAGGAAUGUUUUCUCGACGGUUGUACGCGAUACGAUGUAGUAAAGUACUUCCUGGGUGGUCCUCCCCCCCCCCGAUGUGUCGUGCGCUCUCGUAGCAUAAUCAUGUGCACAGCACGACGCGUUGGUCGCAUGACUACUUACACCGAACGACAAGAAGAGCAGUCUUCUCUCCUACCGAGCAAAAAUGUUCUUGGAUCCUUGUCCGCGCCCGCCACUGGCAGCACUGACUUGAAAAACAGCAAAAAGAAGCAGUGAAGGAGCGCGAAGAGUUGGCGGAGUGCACCUUUUAUGCAGCGCAAAAGUAUCGUACUCGUAUAAAUGCGUUACAAAUUUCCUAAGCAUGAGAAAUAAUGCGGAUGUACCUUAAGAAAAACAAAAAGAUGCAUGGCUGCAAUACGAGUAGGUGCGAUACUUUUGCAGAGCAUACCUUCAAACCGGACCUCGGCGGCAGUGAUCGGUGGUCGAAGGCGAGGCAGCAGGUGAUAGGAAAAUACAAAGAAAAGUUCCUCCGGAUGGCCACGUUGCAGUUUCGGGAGCUGAAAUCACUGGAAGAGUACUUCUACUUUUAGUUUAUUUAAGUGACUAUUUCAUUGCGCGAUUUGAAAUUGAAUCUCGAACAAAAAUGCAUGAUUUAGAUGUGCCUCGUAGUUCUUGCGCAUCUUGCUGCUCCUUCCGUCUUUGCGCGGUCGCAGGCUGACAAGCUCCUUUCGCAGGCGAACAAGCGCAGAGCUGCUGCAAAAGGAAAGAAUAAGAAAGAAUAUCAAAAACUACAUUGAUAAAACCUUCACCAAACACCAGCCUUCACACCGUGGAGGCCGGGGUCGAGUACAAUCUGAAGCUGGAGUGCGAACAGAAGCUGACCGAGGUCCUUCAGGAGAACCCGACCCUCGUCGACCGAUUUUUGUCCACGGAGAAGGGGUCCACUCUGCUGAAAAACCGCACCCAGGCCUACCUGCAGGCCAACCCGCAGAUCGCGAAGGACCGGGCGGAGGCGGAAGCGCUGUCGGACAUCUUGAACAAGAGUCGCGAGAACAUCCGCGACCGCGUUCUGGAUGAUUACCGCGCCCGGCGGAUCCACCAACGCCGGGCGCUGGCAAUACGGAAACUGCACGUCGUCGUGGAGCUGCAACGACUCGAACACGAAUACCGAGAAAUGGCGCUCAACGUCAAGGUAUCAAAUGUAAAAAUGUCUGGGUCUGGAAGAUUGCCAGGUUUGUCAUGCACAUUUUGCAUGACUCCUGAGGUCUCUGAUGCAUGCCCUAGCAUCACAGAUUUUGUGAGGGCUUCCUGAUCCCUAUACCGCAUGACAGAUGCUCUCUCCGUGUAGCAAAACUUGGGCUCUCUUUGCUGCUCAUGCAAUACAGAUUUUGUUAGAAUCCAAAAUGAAAAUCAGCAUGACAAGUUGGAUUCUUCCAGACCCAGACACUUUUACAAUCCAUACAAGGGGGAUAAGACACUGGUAUAGUGCUUCGUGAUGUAGUUCUCUCGCCUGAUGAAGAACUUUGUCUCUGUUUUUUGAAAUUUCUGAUCACCAAUUUGUAUGUCAUGCAGUUCGUGCUAGUAUCCAAAAAAAUGCAAUAUUGGCAAGACCAUGACCAUGAAACCUCCCCCCUCCCAGGUCGUCGCCGCCAUGAAGGCCAUCGAGGCGGACUACCAUGCUAAAUACGGCAACAAAUUUACGCCGCCCACCCGGGAAUCGGUCAGAACGCACGAAUAUGCACUGCAAAAAUGUCUGGGUCUGGAAACUUGUGAUGCUGUUUGGCGAAUCAUGUGGACGCCUUCAUUGACAGCCAAGCAUGACAAGUUUUGGAGCUGCUAUAGCGUUGCCUAUCUGCGUGACAGACUGCGUUUCUGCGUGACAUAGAAAUGUGGCUUUUGUGUGGCGCGCAUGACAGACUUGAGAGCCAUGCAAGCUGUGCAUCAUGACAAACCCUGCACUCUUCCAGAUCCAGACCCGGACAUCUUUGCAUUUGAUAACGAAACGGAGUCCAGUACCACACGAAAAAGCGCGACCGUGGAGUUCCGGAAAGAGAAAAUGCACAAUUUAGCACCAGAAAAGCCAACGGACAGUGCCAGCUCCAAAAAUUCCUCCCGCGGCUGGGGGCGGCGGAUGGCCGGCGAUCCGCUGCGCCGGGACGGGGGGAACAAGCCGAAGCUUCCCUCGAAGGCGGAAGAGCAGAAGCUGCAGGAUAUGCACCGCAAAAGUAUCGCACUAGUUGUAGAAAUUGCAUUACAAAUAAUAAAUUAGCUUAGCAUGACAGAUACAAUUUGUGAUGCUUUUUUAGCUAAGGAAGGCGAUUUGUCAUGCAUAUCUGCAAUUAGUUUUAGUACGAGUACGAUCAUGCUUUUGCACUGCAUACAGGAGCAAGAGGAGCAAAAACAGGCGGAGGAAGUCCGGAAACGGGGCAGCGGGAUGUUCUUCCAAACCGACUUGGUCGCCCGUCUCAAGAAGGAGCCCUGGUUUCUCGUCGCCAAGCACGCCGCGGCCACGGAGACCAUGGCACAGCAGCGCGCGGAAAUGCUGGAAAGGGAGAAGGCGGAGGGCGGAUUGCCCAAAUUCCCCGUCAACCAGUGCAUCGGCAGCCACAUGGCGUGAAGUGAAGCAGUCCGAGGUGUUACUUAGUAGUGUGCUGCGGUGGAGCUGUGGCCGCUCCGUGGGUACUUCAGUUAGUACUUCUCCUUCGUUCACGUGAUGUCGUGAGCUGGUGGCGCUUUUUUUUACGGAACAGAAGAAAAAUUGUUUCCGUUCUCCAGAAGAAUAGACCCAGAGAUUCGAGGUUGGGUAUAAUUCGUCGACCCUUGAUGUGGUGGCCCACGGUGUAGCAUUUUCUUGUUUUCAUAAGCUUUUCUAAGUUGUGAUAGUGGAGCCAUACACUUCUAAAGCAGAUGUGUUGAGUGCUUCGCCCUGUUGAUAAUUGAAAGUACUAUCGACUAAUAUGUGAAGAUAUGUCCCCGCGGCCCGCUUUGAUAAGUAGAAAUGUGCGUAGUUUCCGUUUUUUGAAGUUUAGCCGCGGUUUCGCUUCUUUGUGAUUCUUGAACAAGAUGAGUCGAUAUUAUAACCUGCUCAGGUGUUACAGUCUCAAGCGUUACAAUAGAAUCUAGAAUUUGUGUUGCAUGACGAGCAUGAAAGACUCGCGCAGCGUUCCAGCUUUUGCACUACAAAUUUCGCCGGCGAUCCGCUGCGCCGGGACGGAGGGAACAAGCCGAAGCUUCCCACGAAGGCUAUGGCGUUCUCAAACGUUACAUUCUCAACUGUAUACAUGAAUUUGUAUUAUGCAAAAACAGCAACAGUCAAAGGGGCAAGCUUGCUGCUUUCGCAUCACAGUUUUUUUUGGCACAGAUUUAGACGCUGUCUAGCCCUUCGAAUAUUUGUCAUGCGAAGCAGCUUGAAGAUCAUCUAGCAGCUUACGGUAGUUUUGCAUGACCAACUCAUGUAAACACAAACAGUUGAGAAUGUAACGUCGUCUGAAAACGUCAUAAAGGCGGAAGAGCAGAAGCUGCAGGAGCAAGAGGAGCAAAAACAGGCGGAGGAAGUCCGGAAACGGGGCAGUGGGAUGUUCUUCCAAACGGAUUUGGUCGCCCGUCUCAAGUAUCAAAUGCAAAAAUGUCUGGGUCUGGAAGAACAAGAAUGCAACUUGUCAUGCUAAAUCUGAAGCAUGCAAAGACCUGUGGCGCUGGGAGCGGGUGUCCACUACAUGAUGAUGAUGAUGAUUGCGCGAUUACCAAAAGUCGUCCAGUUUUGACCAAGUCGGGAAGGAGUUUCUCAUGCAGGAAAGACAUGAUUUAGAGACCUCAAAGAAUCUGUCAUGCUGGGUCUCGCAUUUCAGACCUCAUGGGUCAUGGAAAACCUGCGUCACAAAUCUUGCGUUCUUCCAGACCCAGACACUUUUACAGUUGAUAUCAAGAAGGACCCCUGGUUUCUCGUCGCCAAGCACGCCGCGGCAACGGAGACCAUGGCACAGCAGCGCGCGGAAAUGCUGGAAAGGGAGAAGGCGGAGGGCGGAUUGCCCAAAUUCCCCGUCAACCAGUGCAUCGGGAGCCACAUGGCGUGAAGUGAAGCAGUCCGGGGUGUUACUUGGUAGUGUCGGUGGAGCUGUGGCCGCUCCUUCUUGGGUACUCCAGUUAGUACUUCUCCUUCGUUCACGUGAUGUCGUGAGCUGGUGGCGCUUUUUUUUUUCAGAGCAGAGCCAAAGCCAAAAAAUUCAAAUUGUAAAUUCCGUUCUCCAGAAGAAUAGACCCAGCAAAGUUUCGAGGUUGGGUAUAAUUCGUCGACCCUCGUGGGGUCUAGCAUCUAUUUCAUAAGCUUAAGCUUUUCUAAAUUGUGAUAGUGGAGUGUGUCUGCUUCGCCCUGUUGAUAAUUGAAAGUAGCGACGGAUAUGUGAUGUGUCCCCACCCGCUUUGAUAAGUAGAAAUGUGCGUUUCCGUUUUUUGAAGGUUAGCCGCGGUUUCGCUUCUUUGUGUUUCUUGAACAAGAUGACUCGAAAUGAGAUUGAUAUAUGAUUUUCGAUUUAAUUGUGCCAGAAAUGCUUGAAGAUAAGCAGCUGCUUUUUUUACAGCCAGCCGGCGUAUUUUCGUUUGUAUAAUUUACUAUCACCAAAGACAGAGCAUGUUUCCGCUCGUCCUGAGAUAAUGAAAAACAAAAGUACAACAGAAGAAAGAGAACUCGUCUGCUUUUGGCAGAGAAAACACGAACAAAUGCAGCGAAGCUAGCCGUGAUAUCCAAGAACUCCCGAGAUGAAAAAGUACAACUUUUGUGACCUUGUUGCAACUUUAUGUGGAAGUGGAU